AUGGUCUUCUAUGUCACCCAAGGACCUUACGCAUGCUCUGCUCUUAUCAACAUAGAUCGGCUGCGGAAGACUUUCAAUAGCACCUACCCAAUUGUUGUCUUCGUCAAGCCUGGCCUUCAAUCAAGCUUUCUAGAUCUUUUCACUGCCUACAACGCGACUGUCGUUCUCUACGAGCCUCCCCCAAUCCCGAUCAAUACGUCGUCCUAUUACACCGGUGUACUCUUGAAGCUUGUAAGCUUCCGUUUGCAUCAAAUUAUACCAUCUCUGAAUCGUGUUCUCGUAUUGGACUCUGAUCAGUUGAUCCUUCAAUCGCCUGAUCACUUGUUUUCGCUCCCAGUAGUUGAUCUUGCGGCGCCACGUGCAUAUUGGAGCGAAGACCCCACCGAGCUUACCUCGGCGCUGAUGCUCAUUAAACCGAGCGACCGCUCAUGGCGUCGAGUCAAGCAGGCCAUGGAUGAGAUUAAACCUGGCGAGUUUGACAUGGACAUAAUCAACACCUUAUUCGGUAGGACGGCCCUUGUCCUCCCUGGUGAAUACUGCACCCUCAAUACCCAAUGGGAAGUCAAUGAAGUCCCCAGAUGGUGGCAAGGCCAGGAACCGCUUCGUGAUCCGAGCUGGAGGCCGAAAUUGAAUUCCUCCGCUUUCACUAAGCCCUUAGUGAGAUGGUCCGAGUCCAAACGCUCCAUUAUCAUAGACUCUAAAACAGCUCCUGAGAUGACGCCCGAAGAGAGUAUGGGUAGUGCAGCAAGGGAAAGAUACAAAACAGCAUUAGCGAACGAGGAAUUGCAAGAAAGGGCAGCUCGUCUCAAGGACACUCUGACCGACGUCUAUAAUAAUAAUGUCAAGAUGCUUCACUACACAGCAUAUGGCAAGCCAUGGAAUAGUCCAAGCAACGAAGUUCGAGAACGGAGGAAAUGGGCACAUCCUUUGUUUUCGGAGCAGAUGGCCACAUGGAGGGAAGCAGCUCGGAACAUCUGCCCAGGAUAUGAAGAGAUUUCUGUAUGA
Messenger RNA from Bacidia gigantensis, 1005 nucleotides. RefSeq lists its product as uncharacterized. Lineage: Eukaryota; Fungi; Ascomycota; Lecanoromycetes; Lecanorales; Ramalinaceae. The transcript is spliced from 3 exons. Bases 1 to 1005 code for a protein of 334 amino acids. The record is from RefSeq and is a predicted model, not a curated record. Gene Ontology annotation, molecular function: glycosyltransferase activity.